CACCGCGCGCGUCGGCCGUCAGCUGGAUCGGCGGAUGUUUACUUGCCCUGUUUGUUACUCCAGGGAUCCACAUGCUGUCACUCCACUCACUCGCAUACCUUGUUUAUCAGUAUAAAUAUUCGGCUGCCCUGUCCCUGGGUUGUAGCUAUAGCACCCUCUGUUCUUUUUUCUUCUGCUUCUUCUUCUCUUCUCUCAUUUCCUUUCUCUUUCUUCCCCACCUCUCCUACCGCCUACUCCCCACCUACCUCUCUGCCUCCUUGCCCCUCUCUCUCCCCCCCUGAUCCUGAUUGAUUUCCCCAAUUGAGGCCAGGGGGCACCUGCACCGCAGCCAAGAUCGUAUCUGGUCUUGCCCGGAUCCAGCGCCGACAAAUUUGCCUCUUCUUGCAGCGGCAGCGGCAGAAGCAUCCACACGCCGGUCAAGGAGAGAUUUCUGAGGGAAGGGGAGAUAGUUUUUCUUCCUCUUUGUUGCCGAGAGUGCAGAGAGUCGUUUGGUUCUGAUUCUCUUGGUGUGCGGCGCGCGCGGGGUGGUGCAUAUACGUACCAUGAGAAGAUGAUGCGCGCCAAGGCCAAAGGUACAUUCUUGGACGCCAUGAAGGAGAGCUCUCCUCCUCCUCCCCUGGCCUCGUCGGCGGCGGCGGCGGCGAAGGAGGCCGUGAAGGAGGACGAGUGGGAGGUGCGGCCGGGCGGCAUGCUGGUGCAGAAGCGGAGCCCGGACUCUGACGCCCCCGCCGCGCCCGUCCCCACCAUCCGCAUCAAGGUCAAGUUCAACGGCGUCUACCACGAGAUCUACAUCAACUCCCAGGCCUCCUUCGGCGAGCUGAAGAAGAUGAUGUCGACCAAGACGGGGCUGCACCCCGAGGACCAGAAGGUGGUUUACAAGGACAAGGAGAGGGACUCCAAGGCGUUCCUGGACAUGUCCGGCGUCAAGGACCGCUCCAAGAUGGUGCUCCUCGAGGACCCGGCCGCGCAGGCCAAGCGCCUCCUCGAGCAGCGCCGCACCGAAAAGGCCGAGCGCGCCGCCAAGUCCAUCUCCCGCAUCAGCCUCGACGUCGACAAGCUCGCAACCAAGGUGUCGGCGCUGCAGAGCAUCGUGGGCAAGGGCGGGAAGGUGGCGGAGGCCGAUGUGGUGGCCCUCACCGAGGCGCUGAUGACCGAGCUGGUCAAGCUGGACGCCAUCGCCGCCGACGGCGAUGUCAAGGCACAGCGGCGAAUGCAGGAGAAGCGGGUGCAGAAGUACGUGGAGACGCUGGACGCCAUCCGCGCCAAGAACAACACCGCGGCGGCGGCGCCCAAAGCCAACGGCAACGGCAACGCCAAGGACCGGGCGCUGCACCUCCCGCCGCGGCCGCCGCCCGUGUCGCAGCGGCGGCAGUUCAAGCAGCAGCAGCCUGCGCCGGCCAACGGCAAGGCACCCACGGCGAACUGGGAGUCGUUCGACCUGCUGUCGUCAAUGCCGUCGACGUCCUCGGCCACGGCGACAACCACCAUGCCAUCCGCGACCACCGCCGCCGCGUCGCCCAUCCCGCGGUUCGACUGGGAGCUCUUCUAGACAGCAGGCUCAGCUCAGCUCCGUGAUGGUACACACCAGCUACCUCCCAUCGAUCGAUCUCCUCCGGUCGUUAGUGCCAUUGUUUCCUUCUUCUGUUUAUUCUUUCCUUUUUUUUUUCCUUCCCUCUUAUUUUCUCCGGAUCGAGUGUAUAUCGACAGAAGAUGAAUUGGCGGAUCGAGCGUGUUCAUCCAUUCAGUCAGUUCAGUUCGCCCGUCGUGCGUGCGGGGUCAUAGCAAAUAAGUGUGGUGAAGAGUUUUUCCGUGGCAAUAUAUAUAAAAAAAAAUAGCAUGUAUAUGUGAUUCAUACAUUAAUCGAUUUCUCUAUGAUUGAUUGCUUGA
Messenger RNA from Brachypodium distachyon (stiff brome), 1887 nucleotides. RefSeq names its product BAG family molecular chaperone regulator 1. The coding region runs from base 551 to 1549 and encodes 332 amino acids. The record is from RefSeq and is a predicted model, not a curated record. The transcript is spliced from 4 exons. Gene Ontology annotation, biological process: protein stabilization. Gene Ontology annotation, cellular component: cytoplasm. Lineage: Eukaryota; Viridiplantae; Streptophyta; Magnoliopsida; Poales; Poaceae. Gene Ontology annotation, molecular function: adenyl-nucleotide exchange factor activity; protein-folding chaperone binding.